Messenger RNA from Lemur catta (Ring-tailed lemur), 471 nucleotides. RefSeq names its product PTTG1IP family member 2 (gene PTTG1IP2). Gene Ontology annotation, cellular component: cytoplasm; nucleus. NCBI's taxonomy places the organism in Eukaryota, Metazoa, Chordata, Mammalia, Primates, Lemuridae. The coding region runs from base 1 to 471 and encodes 156 amino acids. The record is from RefSeq and is a predicted model, not a curated record. Gene Ontology annotation, biological process: protein import into nucleus. The transcript is spliced from 6 exons.
AUGUGCUGGCUGCGGGCAUGGGGCCAGAUCCUCCUGCCGGUUUUCCUUUCCCUCUUUCUCAUCCAACUGCUUAUCAACUUCUCAGAUAAUGGUUUUCCCCAAAUCUACAAUUCCAGGAACACUCAGGUACCAAAACAAGGGACUGAACAGGCAUGUGCUGAAAAGAAGAAUUGUAAUUCAUGCACAGAAGAUAAGGCAUGUAUUUGGUGCAGUGAAGAAAGGGCUUGCAAAAAAUAUUGUUUUCCAUCUUUUGGAUGUCGAUUCAGUUCUGCAUAUUGGUUAAACUGUACAGUUGACAUGUUUGGAAUGAUGAUGCUUCUACUCAUUGCAAUAUUAGCUACAGCGUUCCUUUGGUAUUGCUGCGCCUUGUACUUUUUCCUGCAUGAUUUGAACAGACGUCAAGUCUAUGUUUAUGGAAGAGACGCAACAGCUCCUGUUCAUCACUGGAAUGCUUCUGGAUAUGAGGGGUAA